AUGAGCACCAAAUAUUUUCGUGCUUAUCAACUCCGAAGAAGGCUAAAGUUUGGAAAUGCUACAUUAUGUUCAAGGAACGGCCUUACUGAGAAUAGUACACAAUCUUCACCAAGACAACCUUAUGCUACUAACAGCACCUUCACAGCCACAUCACCUAUUACACCACGCCGUUUCUCCUCAUCUACUACACGUAGUUUUGAUACGAGUGAUUACUUUUCUACUUUUCCAAUGAAUCAACCAAUAUCUGGGAUUUUAAAUAAUCCUAAUUCAAAAUCUUCAAAUUACGUAAAACCUUCAAAAAAUGAUAUCCCGUCAGUUCCCCAUACUCCAAUAAAAAAGGUAAAACCUGUUGAUUUCAAUAAUUAUUUGAAACAGAUGACCCCUUUGUUCAAGAAAUAUAGCCAAAAUAAAGAAAUCGGAACAGAUGAGAGUUCUCGUAAUCCUUAUUCUUUACAUUUGCCAUUACCAACCCCAACCACUUUCAUUACACCAACGAUAACAAGUCCUAUCGUUGAUCAACGAUUGCUUGAAUCUAAUAUUGAACUUCCUUUACUUGAAACUGUACCUUCAAUAUUCUUUGAUCCUAAUUUUAACUUGGAAAAUCCAAGAACAUUUGAUGCUGUGUGUGAACAAACGGACAUCAUCAAAGGAAAUCCCAAUGACCCUUCAAUAUCAACAAAUGCAAUUCUGCAAGAAAAAUUGUCUCAUUAUCUUGAUACUGUAGAGGUUCAUCUUACAAAAGAAAUAUCUUUAAGAUCUUCUUCAUUUUUUGCUGCUUUAUCAAAUCUUCAGGCAUUACAUUCUGAAACCUUAGAAUGUGUUACCCAGAUUCAUAAAUUAAGAGAAGAGUUGGCUAGAAUAGAUGACACCAAAGCCAAAAAAGGUCUUGAAAUUGUUAGAUUAAAAAGACGUAAAGCAAAUACGGGCAGACUUUAUGAAGGGAUUAAAAUGGUUGCAGAAAUCAGAUCUAUUCAACCAAUGAUACAAGAAUUAUUAGGACAGGGUGAUUAUUUUUCAGCAUUAGAUUUAAUUGACGAAGCAAAUAGCUUAUUACAUGGUGGUAAUGUUGGCAGCGAUUCUGGUUAUAAUGGGAAUGAGGAAAAUAUUAAUUUACAAUUUAAUAAUAAUAAUGGGUUAAAGACUCAGCUUACUUCUGGUAUUAAUAAUAGACCAAUAACUAUUUCAAGACUGAGUAAUGUGGCAAAUGAUAUUAAAAAAUCAGGUGUAAUUGAUUUGAGAGGAGUCAAAGCUUUAAUGCAUUUUAAUGGUCAACUUACUAAAGUGUAUAAAACUAUUGGAGUAAUGAUGGAAAAUGAUUUAAUAAAUAUGUUAUUUCUUGAUUUUGAAGAACAUGUAGACAAUGUGGAUAAAAGUGUAAUAAUAAACUCGCUAUACAAUUUUACCAUUCCUCUACCAACUAUUAAAAAAUCAAAUAUACAACAAACAUUCCUUUUUAAUAUUGACGAUAAAAAUCUCGAAAAAGAAGAUAAAUUAAAACAAAGAAUAUCGCCAUUUAUCCUAGGAUUAUAUAAAAUGAAUUCACUUACUCAUGCUUUACAAUCAUAUCGUGAAAGAAUGUUGGAUGAAAUAAAGAAAAUAAGUCAAAUACAAAUGCAUAAUUCUUCAUUAACAGCAAUACUUGCCGAUUCUAAAGAAGAUCAUUUAAACGAAUCUCACUCUGAACAAAAACUUGCCAAGGUAUUAAAAGGAAUGUCAUUUGAUACAUUUGUUGACAUGCUUUUAUCCAUUUAUGCAGUUCUACUCGAAGGAAUGAGGCGAAUCACAAUUUAUAACGAAAUAUUUAAUAAUAUACUAAAUGAAGCACAGAAUUCAGGAAAUUCUUCGGAUUAUAGUAAUGUUACACAGUUGAUGGAAGAAGUUGAACAAUCUGAUAAAGAAAUAGAAAAAUCAAAAAAUGAAACCAAUGUUUUAAGCAAUUCAAGAUUUUCAAAAGCACUCAGAAUCACAACUGGCAUAAAGUCUAUGAUACAAAAAAGAACCUCGUCAUUAACUGGUAAACCUGUUCCUGAGUUAAAUACUAAAGAAUUAGUUGACAAUACACCAGAUACUGGAUCACAAAAACUAAAAGCAGAAUCUGAUAAUAUUAAGAGUACUAGUAAUAACAGUAGUGGUGGUAGCAACAUCAACAACAGCAAUAAUAGUCAACAUUCACAAUUAUUAUCUGAUUCCGUACAAAUUGUUUAUGCAACAGCAGAUUUGGCUCAUGUGCGAUGUGCUAGUAUGAUAGCAAUUCGUGCAGACCAAAAUGCUCAACUAAAUCAAAAAGACUUUUAUCGAUUGUUUAAUGUGACGUGGGCAUUUGUUUUAGAAUGUGAAAAUUUAUGUGGUAGAAUGUGUUAUGGACUUCGUGGAACAAUUAUGUCACAAGCUAAAGCAUUUUUAAAUCAUUUUCACAUGGAAAAGACAAAACAAGAGAAUACAUUAGUUGAGAAUGAACAAUGGGUUCAAGCUGAAGUGCCUAUCGAUUUCCAACGUAUCGUGGAUAAUAUAGUGUCAGCAUCUGUAUCAGGAUUGUCAUGUUUUAGAGAUGAUCCGUCAGAACCUUUAUCAUCACCUUCGCUACACUCAUAUUCUUCUCGUGCUCCAUCACAAAAUGAUAGCAGUAAUCGACAUAUUUUUGUUGAAGAACGAAAAUUUUUUGUGGUUGGCUGUAGUUUAUUACUGAUUAAAAUGCUUGGUGAUUAUUUAAAGUGCAUAGUUAAUAUACCUGCAUUAACAACUGAGACAAUGAAUCGUAUAAUUGAUCUAUUGAAUGCAUUUAAUUCUCGAACAUGUCAAAUGAUUUUAGGUGCUGGAGCUAGGUUAUCUGCUGGUUUAAAAAAUAUUACAGCUAAACAUUUAGCACUUGCAUCACAAUCGCUGGGUGUGAUGAUUGCAUUAGUACCAUUUAUACGUGAAUGUAUAAGACAUAAUCUUGUUGUUAAACAAUUUGUAAUGUUGACAGAAUUUGAUCGAAUCAAAAAUGAUUAUGUUAAUCAUCAAAAUGAGAUACAUGCAAAAUUGGUUUCUAUUAUGAAUGAAAGAUUAAUCCAUCAUCUUCGAACUUUCCAGUCAUUGAAUUGGGAUGAAUUACAAAACAAAGAAGGUCCUAAUUCUUAUAUAGAAUCAUUAAUAAAAGAAACAUCCACAUUACAUAAAGUUUUAAACAAGUAUCUUCCGCCUGAAACAUUACAAAAUGUGAUGACUCAAAUUUUCAAAUCUUCAAUGUCAAAAAUUGCAGAGGAAAUUGGUAAAUUGAAUAUUAAUACAUCUGAUGGGAAGAAGAGGUUGAUAGUGGAUAUACAAUAUUAUGUAGGAAAAUUGUCAACUUUGGAAGGACAUAGAGAGCCAAUUACAAUGAGUGAAGAAUUGGAAAAGGCAAUUGAAAGUUUAGAACUAUCCUAG
This is a messenger RNA of Entrophospora sp. SA101, 3405 nucleotides long. Lineage: Eukaryota; Fungi; Glomeromycota; Glomeromycetes; Entrophosporales; Entrophosporaceae. The record is from the annotation of a GenBank genome assembly.